ACUGACGACGAGCCUCUGCAAGGGCGCCUGCUUGUUGUGCUCGCCGCCUUAGCCUCUCACAGGGGGCGGAAGGAAAGGCGGCGACGUCUCCUCCUCCUCGACGCUAGCCCGGCUUAUGGCGACGCUGGGCACAUCCGGGCUUUUCCUCCUUCGGCGGCCGGCGCCGACGCCGCUGCUGGUGCUCUGACCCGCAUCCAGCCCGACUCCAUUAGCGGCUGCUCCGCUGCCCACCCCAUCCCCGUCCGGGAGGGCUGCGGGGAACGGAGCGCCGGUCUCCCGCGGGGACAUGUCCAACCAAGGGGCCCGAAGGAACGGGCCCGUCAAGCUGCGCCUGACAGUUCUCUGUGCAAAAAACUUGGUGAAAAAGGAUUUUUUCCGGCUUCCUGAUCCAUUUGCUAAAGUUGUGGUUGAUGGAUCUGGCCAGUGCCAUUCUACAGAUACUGUGAAGAAUACCCUCGAUCCAAAGUGGAAUCAGCAUUAUGACUUAUACAUUGGAAAGUCAGACUCUAUAACAAUCAGCGUAUGGAACCAUAAGAAAAUCCAUAAAAAACAGGGAGCUGGUUUUCUGGGUUGCGUGAGACUUCUUUCCAAUGCUAUCAGCCGCCUUAAAGACACUGGUUAUCAGAGGUUGGAUCUAUGCAAGCUUGGACCAAAUGACAAUGAUACUGUUAGAGGACAGAUAGUAGUAAGUCUCCAGUCAAGAGACCGGAUAGGCACAGGAGGUCAAGUUGUGGACUGCAGUAGGCUAUUUGAUAAUGAUUUGCCUGAUGGUUGGGAAGAAAGGCGGACGGCCUCUGGAAGGAUUCAGUAUUUAAAUCACAUUACCCGAACAACACAGUGGGAGCGACCAACACGGCCAGCAUCAGAAUAUUCCAGUCCAGGUCGACCUCUGAGCUGCUUUGUAGACGAGAACACUCCCAUUACAGCUAUAAAUGGUGCAACAUGUGGACAGGCAUCUGAUCCCAGGCUAGCAGAGAGAAGAGUGAGAUCUCAGAGGCACAGGAAUUAUAUGAGCAGGACACAUCUACAUACUCCUCCAGAUUUACCUGAAGGAUAUGAGCAAAGGACAACUCAACAAGGGCAAGUGUAUUUCUUACAUACGCAGACUGGUGUGAGCACGUGGCAUGAUCCACGAGUACCCAGGGAUCUUAGCAACAUCAAUUGCGAAGAGCUUGGUCCUUUGCCUCCUGGAUGGGAGAUCCGCAAUACAGCAACAGGCAGAGUUUAUUUUGUAGACCAUAACAACAGAACCACGCAGUUCACAGAUCCACGGCUGUCAGCCAACUUGCACCUGGUUCUAAACCGUCAGAACCAACUCAAAGACCAACAGCAGCAGCAGCAAGUGGUAUCCCUGUGCCAGCUUCCAGAUGAGGCAGAGUGUUUGACUGUGCCAAGGUACAAGCGUGACCUUGUUCAGAAACUCAAGAUUCUAAGGCAAGAGUUAUCCCAGCAGCAGCCCCAAGCUGGACAUUGUCGCAUUGAAGUCUCCAGGGAGGAAAUUUUUGAGGAAUCCUACAGGCAAGUCAUGAAAAUGAGGCCUAAAGACCUAUGGAAGAGAUUAAUGAUAAAAUUUCGUGGGGAAGAAGGUCUCGAUUAUGGAGGAGUUGCCAGGGAAUGGCUGUAUUUGCUGUCUCAUGAAAUGCUGAAUCCAUACUAUGGCCUGUUCCAAUAUUCACGUGAUGACAUCUAUACGCUACAGAUAAAUCCAGAUUCUGCUGUUAAUCCGGAACACUUAUCCUACUUCCACUUUGUUGGUCGGAUCAUGGGCAUGGCGGUGUUUCAUGGACAUUACAUUGAUGGAGGCUUCACGUUGCCCUUUUAUAAGCAAUUGUUAGGGAAACCAAUUACGCUGGAUGACAUGGAAUUGGUAGAUCCAGAUCUUCACAACAGCUUGGUGUGGAUACUGGAGAAUGAUAUUACAGGAGUGUUGGACCAUACAUUCUGUGUGGAACAUAAUGCAUAUGGCGAAAUCAUACAGCAUGAACUGAAACCCAAUGGGAAAAGUAUUCCUGUCACAGAAGAGAAUAAAAAAGAAUAUGUCAGGCUUUAUGUGAACUGGCGAUUUUUACGAGGGAUUGAAGCCCAGUUUCUGGCUCUGCAGAAGGGGUUUAAUGAAGUAAUCCCACAACAUCUGCUGAAGACAUUUGAUGAAAAGGAAUUAGAGCUCAUAAUUUGUGGCCUUGGGAAGAUAGAUGUUAAUGACUGGAAGGCCAACACCAGGUUAAAACACUGCACGCCAGAAAGUAACAUCGUGAAGUGGUUUUGGAAAGCUGUGGAGCUGUUUGAUGAAGAGAGAAGAGCCCGAUUGCUGCAGUUUGUGACUGGCUCAUCCAGAGUGCCACUGCAGGGUUUCAAAGCAUUACAAGGUGCUGCUGGUCCAAGACUAUUUACAAUUCACCAGAUUGAUGCUUGCACAAAUAAUCUGCCAAAAGCUCACACAUGCUUCAAUCGAAUAGACAUUCCUCCUUAUGAAAGCUAUGAGAAACUUUAUGAAAAGCUGCUAACCGCCAUUGAAGAAACAUGUGGGUUUGCUGUGGAAUGAACAUUUUAUAGGCUUACCUGGGACUGUAUUUAUAUUCCGUCAAGCAGAAAACCCUCCCUUCAGCCAUGACACAGUAAAUGCUUGAAAUAUAGGAAGUCCCCCUCUCCCCUCUUUUCUACUUUUAUGACAUUACUGAGGGAAAGGACAGUUUUUGGAAUUCUUCAUUCAAGAAAAUGUCCUGUGGUUCCUACCAAGGAAUUGUUCAGCUGCUAUGGAAAACUAGUACUUUGAACAUACAGAAUGCUGACUUUCCCUUCAUUUCAACAGUUAAACAGUAUUCUUCUCUUUAAAAGACGACUACUAUUUUUGUAAAAGGGGAUUUGAUCUGUUUGCCUACCUGGUUUCUGUUCUCACAUGUCCAAGAUAUAGUUGUUGGUACAAAUAAUGUUCCAGCCUACAAGCAAACAUGUGGAACUGAACAGCGCUUAUACCUGCUAUUUUUUUAAACAAAAUAUUUUGAUGACUCUACUUUUUGCAUAAAAUUGGCUAAAAACAUCAUUAACCUUUUAAAUCAAGGCCAUUUUACAAGUAAACUGUGUUUUAUUAUAGUGAGUGAUUUUUCUCUGUUCAAUUUCAGUGUGUUUGUGUAAGAAAUUUUAUAUUUCUCAAGCAUGAAUUACAGGUUUUGGAUCCUGUUUUUCUCUUGUUGGAUUCUUAAGCAUAAAUAACUUGCACUGCAUUUGGUACAGUACUUGUGGUAAAUGUGGAAACCCCUUUUUAAAAAGCAUUCUAGGCAUUUAGCAUUUUUAAAUGAGCAUUUUUGUAAAAAAAAAGAAAGUUAAUACUUGAGUUUUUUUUAAUUUGCUUUCCAUUUUAAAUGGAAUUGCUGCAUUUUUUAAAAUUCCUAAAUGUAUGUUGAUGAUAUCAACAGCCUUCUACAGGAUCAUCAGUUCAUCUUUCAAAACAACUCUGUGGACAUCAUACCAACCAAAGCUUUUGUGUGCAGCGCAGCCAGUCUGCAUUGCAUUUUAGUGGCUAAAUAAAUCUUAUCAGGUUAACAAGCUUUUUUCUUUUUUUAAAUUCUGGGUAUAUGUUGGUUACACAACUAAGGGGGAAAGGUGAUGCCGUGGACUCAGACAUUGCAGAAACUCUGCUUUUAUAGAAAAUGUAAACAUGGUGUGAUGCUCCAGUAAAUGUUGGCUGGGUUAUGUCAGAAGUGGUCAUACUGUGCUAAAGAUAGAUAUAUACAGUUGAAACAUAUUCAGAGCAAAUGUAUUGGAUUGUUAAUGGGGUCUAUGUGGGAAAUCCUCCUACUUUUCAAUAUGGGAUUUUUGCUGCAAGCCUCCUCUUGCUUUUCCCCUUCCAAUUGUAUAUGGUACCUGAAACAGGUGCUAGUGCAAAAGGGCUAGUUCCACACAUGCAAAACUGUGUUUGUUUUCCUUAAUCGCGUAUGGAGGUGUAAAAAUGUGAAUGGUGCACUGCUGACAGUGGUUUCUGUAAUAGCCAUAUGCAAUCACAAGGAGAGCUUGCAUGUGUGAACUAGACUUUGCUCAGCUGUGUUGAAACCUAGGGAAUGGUCAGUAUAGCACAGCCGCUCACUUUUUUGUCUAGAUACAAGAGGCAGUAAAUGUUUCCAGGAUAUGGUAAUCAUAAUUAAACCAUCUAAACUCACCACUUUUCUCAUGCUGAUAAAUAGUACUGGUCCUGGAGACUCACUGGUCGUAUGGUAACUACCACUUCCAUUGGAUUAGCAAGAUUAAGAGGAUAAAUUUAAUGGUUUUGAUUUGCAACACAGGUUAUAAUGAAUUCUCUGCUCCUGUAUUAGACAAAACAAAGGCUGGUUUCUAAUGUGAUUUUGCUCAAAUUAGAAUGUUGUAGCAAACCAGAUGGUGGUGGAAGAUGACUGUAUGGUAGAGGAGUAGGAAUAACUUGUUGCUGUUUCUGAUGUAUCAGGUAUCCAUUUCUCCUGCUCAAGAGCUGCAAUAAAGCUGUUACUCUAAAGGUAAUAUUUUGACUUGAGGCUGAUUUGAAAACUUGGCCCUGGUUGAUAGGUUUAUUUCAGUGUGAUGUGGUUGGAUGCUGUCUUUCUGGAGCGGCUCUGGGCUUUGUUUCAGCUUCUCAUUCAGGCCUCAGGAGUAGCACUGACUUUUUUUUCUGUCAAAAGUAGUAGGAUGGGAAGUUUACUGGUUUUCAUGCCUUUUGUUAUGUGCAAACUGUAAGGUUCCCUAUGAAUCCUUCCAAUGGGCCCUAGCAUAGUGUAGAUUAUGAUUUGGAUCUUUCAGAAGCUGUCAUUUUGCUGCUCUCUGUGUGUUCAAUGAGGGGAACUUCUUGGAGAACCAGCUUUUGUACAAAGCAUUCUUUGCUGCUUGCUCUGUAGGAAAGGUCAUAUGUAUUCUUCCUUCUCUGCAGACUUAACAUUUGAUUCACAAUAAAUAGCCUAGCCCUUAUGUCAUGUAAAAAUGCAUUUGUUAUACCACAUUAUAUUGUACAUGAUCGUCUCCACUGAUUGCCUCUGCUCAUCUUACAGCAAUUAUAUAUCGAUAAAACAGUAACUCAUUGCUAAAAGAUCAGGUUUAUAGCCCUAAUAUAAAAUCCAUGGGGAAACAAAUGGGAUGCCAUCUCAUACCAAAACUUGAGUUUUGAGAGUCACUCCAUUAUCCUCCUGUUUUAAAAUGUUUUGGGUGCAGAGAUCCUUUUAUCAUUACAGGGCUAACUUAGUGAAUGCUCAAUGUUACCAUCUAAAUAAAAGCAUUACUUUGACAUACAUGGAGCAGCCUGAUGCAAACUGAAUGUUGGGUCUUCUGAGUGCCUUUAUCUGUAUAACCAUGAAAAGCACACCAUCUAUCAGAAGUUUCUCUGAAGUGUCAUACCACAACCAUGCCACUUUUCCUACUAAACCCAAUAUGGUGUUGGAUCUCGGAUUUUUACCCCAGAUAUAAAUGUGAAUAUUUAUUUCCAUCAUGUCCUUCUUCCUAUAUUGUUUGUUCAUCUAUUCUGAAUAUGCAUAAGAUGACUAAGAGAAAAGCCCCUUCCAUUUCCAUAUGUUGUUUCUUUUCAUUAUGAAUGUUUAAAUAUGGAUAGUGACUAUUUUGAUAGGAUUCAAAUAUGCAGUACUCAGUUGCAUUUCAGAUUUAAUUUUUAGGUGUAAAGUUUUGUAAAUGGUGCUUUGUACAGUAUAUUCUAUUUUUUGCACAUAGCUUCAGUUUCCCUAAACUGACUUAUUUUUUACCAAAAUUGUGUUGUAUCAGAGUCCAGAGCACACAAGGUUGUUGUUUGUUCACAACACUACAUUUGUUAACCUACUGGUGCUUUUAAGCUGGCUGAAUUAUAGAAGUACAAGCUUUGCUUCUAUAACAUACAUCACAAUGUAGCAUUGACCCCAUUGCUUCAGACUUUAAACUGUACCACAUAGUUAACAGGUGCAAUUUGAUGUACUUAAGACACACUCUUUUUAUUAAUAGGUUUUUCCAACUCUGCCAAAUUCUAAGAGCUUUGUCUAUAGCGAAAAUUAGUUUAUACUUGGUAUGAUUCUUACUUAUUCCACAGACUGACAGGUGGUUUUAGUUGCAUUUUUAUUGUAUUUAUUGCAGGAUGUUUUUAGCAUUGAUAUUCAUUGUAUUUUCACCCAAGUUGUUACAUGAGCUUUAACAAAACAUCUGUAUAAAAUGUUUUUUUCUAAAAGUAUGUACCCAUGCAGAAAUUGAGCAAUAAAACUGUAUGCUGUUUGCACUUCCACAGCAUCAAUGGUUUUUAAAA
Sphaerodactylus townsendi is the source of this 6238-nucleotide messenger RNA. It is a transcript of the gene SMURF2, whose product is annotated as SMAD specific E3 ubiquitin protein ligase 2. The transcript has 19 exons. Gene Ontology annotation, molecular function: protein binding; ubiquitin protein ligase activity. Bases 287 to 2542 code for a protein of 751 amino acids. Gene Ontology annotation, biological process: ubiquitin-dependent protein catabolic process; negative regulation of BMP signaling pathway. The record is from RefSeq and is a predicted model, not a curated record. Lineage: Eukaryota; Metazoa; Chordata; Lepidosauria; Squamata; Sphaerodactylidae.